Molecule: messenger RNA, 1589 nt
Organism: Phasianus colchicus (ring-necked pheasant)
Lineage: Eukaryota; Metazoa; Chordata; Aves; Galliformes; Phasianidae
Gene: FAM20B
Product: FAM20B glycosaminoglycan xylosylkinase
Biological process (GO): proteoglycan biosynthetic process
Cellular component (GO): Golgi apparatus
Molecular function (GO): phosphotransferase activity, alcohol group as acceptor
Source: RefSeq, a predicted model, not a curated record
CGGCGGGCGGCACCAUGUUGGGGAGCUGGCGGCGGCGCCGGCCGGGCUAUGGAGCGGGGCACGGAGUUCCAGGAGAUGCUUCAGUGGCAAUCUGUCUCUUACAAUGCAAGUUACAAAUGAAAUUUAGUAACUAACAGCCCGCUCCUCACCUGAUCUCCAAUAGACUUCCUGUAACGCUCAGAAGAAGGGGCGAGAGGAGAAGGGCCCGAGGUCGCCAUGAAGCUAAAGCAGCGAGUUGUGCUGUUGGCCAUCCUCCUUGUCAUCUUCAUUUUCACAAAAGUUUUCCUCAUUGACAACCUGGACACCUCAGCUGCCAACCGGGAGGACCAGCGCGCCUUUCACCGCAUGAUGGCCAGCCUGCGUGUAGAACUGGACCCCCGGCUCGACCACACCUUGCAGUCCCCGUGGGAGAUCGCAGCCCAGUGGGUCGUGCCCCGCGAGGUGUACCCUGAGGAGACACCUGAGCUGGGGGCUGUUAUGCAUGCCAUGUCAACAAAGAAAAUCAUCAAAGCUGACGUGGGAUACAAAGGGACCCAGCUGAAAGCUUUGCUGAUACUUGAAGGAGGACAGAAGGUUGUUUUCAAACCUAAGAGGUAUGCUAGGGAUUAUGUAGUGGAAGGAGAACCGUAUGCUGGCUAUGACAGACACAAUGCAGAAGUGGCAGCCUUCCACUUGGAUAGGAUUCUGGGUUUCCGACGAGCUCCACUGGUGGUUGGCAGGUUUGUGAAUCUACGAACAGAGAUCAAACCAGUUGCCACAGAGCAGCUUCUGGGUACCUUCAUGACUGUGGGUAAUAACACUUGCUUCUAUGGAAAGUGCUACUAUUGUCGGGAAACAGAACCAGCUUGUGCAGAUGGGGACAUCAUGGAGGGGUCAGUGACUCUCUGGCUACCAGAUGUCUGGCCUCUUCAGAAGCAUCGGCACCCGUGGGGUAGGACUUACCGUGAGGGCAAACUUGCCAGAUGGGAGUAUGAUGAAAGCUAUUGUGAUGCAGUGAAGAAGACUUCACCCUACGACUCGGGCCCCCGCCUGCUGGAUAUCAUUGACACAGCAAUAUUUGACUAUUUAAUCGGGAAUGCUGACCGGCAUCACUAUGAGAGCUUUCAGGAUGAUGAAGGAGCCAGUAUGCUCAUCCUUCUGGAUAAUGCCAAAAGCUUUGGCAACCCUGCCCUGGAUGAAAGAAGCAUCCUAGCUCCUCUUUAUCAGUGCUGCAUCAUCCGGGUUUCUACCUGGAACAGACUCAAUUACCUGAAGAAUGGAGUACUGAAGUCUGCCUUAAAAACUGCUAUGUCGCAUGACCCCAUCUCACCAGUGCUUUCUGACCCUCAUCUGGAUGCCCUAGACCAGCGGCUUCUCAGCAUUCUGGCUACAGUGAAGCAGUGCACAGACCAGUUUGGGCCAGAUGUUGUGCUGGUGGAAGACAGGAUGACACUGUCUCAUUUGUAAUUCUAGUGGAACACAGAGGAAACUCCCUUUAUAAGAAAGAAACAAACAAACAAAAAAAAAGAGAAAAACAGCACAAUCAGUUCUGAAAGGCUGUGGCCAAGAUGGACUGAAAUGAACAGGAAAGCUUCCGAGCCAGAGAAACA